AUGCCCGGCGCUCAGCGAGUGGUCGACUAUUUUGCCGCAAACGACAUACCGAUGGCCAUAGCGACCGGCAAUGACCGGCACUCAUACGAUGGAAAUCGGCAGAGGUUUGACCCGUUUUUUGAUCACUUCAGUCACGCCGUACUGUCCGGUGAGAAGAGUGAAAACAUUAACCCAAAGCCCGACCCGGAUAUAUAUCUGAGAGCCUACCAGCGCUUUACCCCCAAACCCGACUCCGCGGCCAAUGUGUUGGUGUUUGAGGACAAUGAGGUGGGUGUGGAGGCGGCUGCCGGCGCCGGAAUGCCCUGUGUGUUGGUUGUGGACCAACGGCUUAACUCACAAAAGGAGUCCAAUUUUGCGACACUU
Molecule: messenger RNA, 363 nt
Organism: Oppiella nova
Lineage: Eukaryota; Metazoa; Arthropoda; Arachnida; Sarcoptiformes; Oppiidae
Source: the annotation of a GenBank genome assembly